GGGGCGCGCUCCCGAGUUGACGCUGACGUGCACGCACCACAACACGGAGCUGGUGGGAACGCGCGCCAUUGAAUUAAGCUGCCGCGAGACCGAGUGGAGAAUGAAGGAUUUGGUUUUGAUGAAGUGUUGUUGCGGAAAAUGAACAUAUAAGAACACUCUUGUUCCACUGAAACCAAAAGAAGUGUAAAGGAUAUCCUAGCGGUGCUGGAUGAAACUAAAUUCUGACGGUUCACGAUAUUCAAUUUGAAUUUAAUUCUACGGAAGGCGCGCACUGAUUUCAUCCAUUAGUGGCCAUGGUUGUUCCAGAAAGUGAUGCAGCUGUACAGCCCUCAGAACACUGCAGUUCAACAGAGCUGAAUUUGGUGGUUGAUCCAGGUUCUGGGUUUGAGGCUAAUCAGGAUCAGUCUGGACCUGAACUGGAAGAAGUUCGAAAGUUGCAGGAGUUGGUCAGAAGACUUGAAAUUCAAAACCAACAACUCAGGAAUCGAGGUGGAACAAAGUGCUUUGGAGCAAACAGCAACCUUACUGGAAUUAGCAAUAUUAAUGACCGAACUGUAGGGGACAAAUCAGGACAGAUAAGAUUAGAAGGAAACAUAAAUUUAACCAGUUCUGUUAUGAAUUUGGAGAUGCAUCUUGAAGCAAAUGCCAUCAGUGAAGAAGAAUCAGUUGAAAGUAAUAAUAGUAAAAGCUGUCUUAAUGAGAAACUGGCCCCUGAUGAGGAAACUAGAGAAAAAAUGCAAAGUGAAAACUUUAAUUCCCUGGAUACAGCUGCAAAUAAACUUUUAUUUUUUGAGGAGGAAACUGGUUCAGGAGAUGCAUUUGGUCAGUCAACCCUGGAUGAAGUAGAAGUUUUAGACUUAGAAGACUGUAGUGAAGGUGAAGAAGACACAUGGUUAUAUGUAUCUCCAAAGAAGAUUAUGUUGGCCGAGCAGAGGCCAGAGAGCCCUUUGAAAUGGUGCCGGCAGGUGUUUGAUCAUCCCAGCCCCGAGACAGAAGCAGCAUGUCGCACCUUUAUGUGUCGCCUUGAUCAAACAACCCGUUGGAAGAGCAUUUAUAGCAGUUCUGCUCAAUGUGUUUAUAGCUCCACUUCAGAAGCAGGCUCUUCCGGCAAUGCUUUAGGGUCUCCAGGGUACCUCAAAUCAACUAACAAAACACUACUAACUUGUGGCAGCUCAGGCUACAUGAGUAUCCACUCUGCACUAAGUUCACAGUCUUCCAUAGACAGUGAGUUAAGUACCUCAGAUGACUCCAUAUCCAUGGGUUACAAGUUACAGGACCUCACAGAUGUUCAGAUAAUGGCCCGCUUACAGGAAGAAAGUCUAAGGCAAGAUUAUGCUUCCAGUUCAGCAUCCGUGUCUCGACGCAGCUCUAGUGCAUCUCUGCAUUCUCUGCGCAGAGGGACUUAUAGUGACCAGGAAUUUGACACCUACAGUCUAGAAGAUGAGGAAGAUGAUUGUUCUUUUUCGCUCCGCAGCGCACAUCGCUAUUCCCCUUCUCCACUGAGCUCACCACGCUGCCAAUCGCCUAGUUCAGUUGUGGAGUACAGCAGAGUUGUGGCUUCACGUGUACGGCCACCUCGUCGUUCUUUUCAGGGUCCUGUUCCUGAACUUGUCAAAUUUACAAAGAGUGAAGAUGACAUGAGACGUAGCAUGCCUAAUCUUGCAAGGACCAGCUUGCGCUCUCUAGAGGCAGUAAGGAACAGUCGAAGUAUGGAGUCUAAUCUUCAAGGACCUAGUAAUCGCAUAUCCCGUUUGCAUUCCUCUACAGGUCUUCCGUCUACUAAAUUGUCUAAUCAUUCUGGGAAUGCUCAGUCUCCACUGUCAGUCCGUGUACCUGUCAAAGCUCUUGGGCCUACUGCAUCAAUGGGAGCAUCAAGACAGCCUCCAAAAGCAACAGGUGCUUUUGGAACAUCAAAUGGCAGUAUUCGCAGAGUCCAGUCCCCUACUUACUCUGGUUCAGGUUCUUCCAGUGGUGGAGUUUCCUCAAGUAGCAGAGGAGCUGCGGGAUUUGCAGGGAAACACACUCCUAGUCGAAGUCGCACUUCUUUUGGCGCUCCUUCAGCGUUACCCAGGAGCAGAGUGUCACAGCCCUCCAGAAGAUCUAUUGGAUUAACAAAAACCUGUAGCCCUGUUACUGAUGAAUCUUGGAAAGACGGAUGUUACUAAAACCCCAUGAAGCAUGGAAAUGAAAAUUUUCAGUCUCCUAAUCACAGCAGACCCAGCUGGCUGGGCAGCAACAAAUUUUUCAAUGCAUGUGUACAUUGUUUUGUCUUGACCUGGUCAUUUUCCAAACAGAGACUUUUCCUCUGAUUUUUUUUUUCUCUUUUUUUAUAUACUUUAUUACUUCUUUGGGCUGUUGAAAUCAGCACUUUUAUUUGUAAUACAGAUAUGAAAACAUACUCAAUUUAGAAUUAAUUUUUGUAAUAGGCUAAAAUUUGCAGUUUUUCCAAUUUUGAUAAAAUGUAUAUUUUACCCUAAAAGAUAAACCAUUCCUUGAUGUAGUUGUGAAAUGUUUACAGUUUUUAUUUUAUUUAUUUUGUUGUGAUGCCAAGCUAAUAGAUGCAAUGUACUUUUUUCAAUGGAGAUCUACAGUAGUCUUCUAAAUGUAAAUAAGUCUUUUCUUUUACUGCUGGAAAAAGAAUGUGAAAAAGUGACAUUUUUUUCAAUUUUUAUGUUAUUUUUUUAUCUGGCACAGUUUUCUAUCUUAAUUGUUUCUGUAUAGAUGUGAGAUGUACUUUCAUCCCUCUAAGUUGAAUUAUAAUAACAUUCUGUUGCA
Molecule: messenger RNA, 2775 nt
Organism: Erpetoichthys calabaricus (reedfish)
Lineage: Eukaryota; Metazoa; Chordata; Cladistia; Polypteriformes; Polypteridae
Product: SLAIN motif-containing protein-like
Exons: 9
Coding region: 294-2165 (623 amino acids)
Biological process (GO): cytoplasmic microtubule organization; positive regulation of microtubule polymerization; microtubule nucleation
Cellular component (GO): microtubule plus-end
Source: RefSeq, a predicted model, not a curated record